ACCUGACUCCCAGGUCUGCUGGUCCUGGGCGGUGUGGCCCAGCGCCCUUCAACCCUGCAGAUGGUCAAAGAGGCGCUGCAGGCCCAAGAUGAGAAGAAGGGUGCCUCUGUCUUCACCAUCAAGCAAUUCAUCCUGGCCAAGUACCCCACCGAGGAUCCUAUCCGGCUCAAGUACCUGCUGAAGCAGGCGCUGAGCAAGGGGCUGAGCUGUGGGGAGCUGGUGCGGCCCCACAACUCCUCUGCUGUGGGGGCCACCAGCACCUUCAUGUUAGCACCCAAGGAGCCACAGCACAGGCAGCAUCUGGGCCAGGCAAAUCCUGACAGAGGAGAGGCCCCGAAGCCAGGACAGGAAGGGACCACCAAGGACCCCUGUGCCCCUGUGGCUGGUGCACAACAACGAGGUACCAUGAAGCAGCAGCUAACAGCCAUGAAGCAGAAGCCAAAAGCAAAGCCCAUGGGUGCCCAGCCACGAGCUGCAGUGAAGCCUGGGAGCGAUGGAGCAAAGCCCCCGAGAGCUGCCAACCAUCCCCAGGCCCCUGGCACGGGGUGUUCAGGGCCCCCGAGAGCUGCCCACUGCUCCCAGGCCCCUGGCACAGGGUGUUCAAGGCCCCCACGAGCUGCUGACCACCCCCAGACACUUGGCAAAGGGUGCUCAAGGCCCUGUGGGGCUGAGGCUGCAGGAAGGAGCAAAAGUGACAGUUCUGUGGGUGCUGGGACAAAGGGGCCCCAAAAGGUCCCUGGGGGAAAGAGCAAGGGGAAGGUGCUCAAGGGGGCACAGCAGGAUCCCCCCAAAGCACAGAGGGGUCAAGGCCAGGCGAGGAAGCCCUGGGUGACCCCAGGAGCCAGGCAGGGGGAAGCCAGACUGCAGAAGGCAGCGUCCCCUGGAGAGGACAGAACGGCUCUGUUGGGGGGCCCAGACAGUCUCGCUUAGCCCUGCUUCAGCUGGCCCCAGGCCCUUGGGGUCUGGGUUGCUUUUAGUCCCCAGGACAGGUUUUAACUCUGUGUUUACCCUCUCCUAAUAAAGCUUCUUUACUCACCUCAUAGUAUGGCCUGACUGCUGCCCUGGUUGUGGGCCCCUGCCCCUGGGCUCUCAUUUCCCAGCCCUGGCUUCAUGCUGCAUGGCAUGGUACUGAGUCGAUACUGCAGGCAGCUGCCUCUCUGCCUGCCCUCAUGGAGAGGUGCCCUGUCUGUCCCCGUGUCCCCAGCUGUGGUGCCAGGGGUAUGCUGGGCUUGGGGGGCUCUGUGUGUGUGCAGGCUGGCAGUGAUGGCCUGGGCAGGGGCCCUGGGACCCAUGGGACACAGCAUGGUGCCACCCCCCAGAAUGGAGAAGCUCAGGCUUGGCUAGUCCUGCUGGUGUGGACUGUGAGGUGUCGAGCCCUCUGCCCUCUUGGCUGCCCUUGUGCUGAUGCCUGGCUGAGCUGGGAUUAUGAGAGUGCCGGGGUGGGAGGUCUGGGUGCAUGCCAUGGUCUCGAGCACUGGGGGGAGCUGCGUGUGCUCUAACUAUAGUAAGAGAAAGAUAGAGGUGUUUUAGGGCUCAAAAAAUGAGUUUGGAGUGCUUCCUGUAGCCCCCAGCAUAGUUUGUGCUCUUGUUAUCUGUCUGUGGCACAGUUCCCAUAUCCAAACCUGUCUUGUGAGCUCCUAUGGGUCAGUGUGUGACACUUUCAUUUAAUAACUUCAAAUGCCUCAAUUUCUCUUGCUCUGCCCAGAGCAGAGCCCUUCUGAAGGUCAGGCUGAUCGUGUAAAGGGUUACAGUCCUCCUGGGUGGGAGAAAAUAAGUGGAAGUAAAACUCUUCCUAAAGAGGAUUUCACUAAUCUGCAGCUGGCCUUGCCAAUGCCCUCCAAGGCUCCUGGCCUUGCUCUGGGGCUUAAGCAAGAGCUGAGCAAACUAACUUCUCUUUAAACUUCAGCCUUUACUAUGUUGAUCCAUCUUUAAGGGAGCUGGAACUCGUGUCCCUCAAGGGACAGGGUGGGGAAUAUGACAGCAGUAACUGAGCUGAGUUCACUGGAUCCUCUGACAGUGGUGGCCUCACAGAGCCCCGCUCGCCCAUGUGGCAAUGUCCCAACAGGGCAAGGAAGGGGCUGUGUCCUCUCUCCUCACCAUCUGCAGUGUGAAACGUGCAGCUCUCUUGCUUUGAGAGAGGCCAAGUCAUUUAAUGGCUGGAUUUAGCUUUACUAAGAAUCAACUUCCUAGCAGGAGAAAAAAAUCCCUCCAGUGUCUGGAAAGUGCAGCUUUUACUGGAGGAGAUGGAAGAGCAUGGAUUUAGCAAUGCCAUGGUUAUUAAGGCCCUUGGGCCAAGCUGGUGUCAGGGUGCUGAAGCUGCAGCCUGGUCUGACAGUGCAGGGAGGUGCUGGCUCCCCAGGACUGGGGGGAGGCACUGUCCUGUGGACUGGGCAACUGGCAGAGGUGAGGGUG
Messenger RNA from Corapipo altera (White-ruffed manakin), 2412 nucleotides. RefSeq names its product histone H1oo. The transcript is spliced from 4 exons. The coding region runs from base 61 to 930 and encodes 289 amino acids. Gene Ontology annotation, molecular function: DNA binding. The record is from RefSeq and is a predicted model, not a curated record. NCBI's taxonomy places the organism in Eukaryota, Metazoa, Chordata, Aves, Passeriformes, Pipridae. Gene Ontology annotation, cellular component: nucleosome. Gene Ontology annotation, biological process: nucleosome assembly.